CUGUGGGUCGAAGUCAAAGAAGAAGAAGAGGUGGAAAGCGGGUUCUUCGGCAGAAAGAGAAGAGGAAAACACAGAGCCUAGAACUGAAUGUGGGGACUUUGAAUGUUGGGACUAUGACAGGAAAAUCUCGGGAGUUGGUUGACAUGAUGAUUAGGAGAAAGGUUGAUGUAUUGUGUGUCCAGGAGACCAGGUGGAAAGGCAGUAAGGCUAGAAGUUUAGGGGCAGGGUUUAAAUUAUUUUACCAUGGUGUAGAUGGGAAGAGAAAUGGCGUCGGGGUUAUUUUAAAAGAAGAGUUGGCUAAGAAUGUCUUGGAGGUGAAAAGAGUAUCAGAUCGAGUGAUGAGGCUGAAAUUUGAAAUUGAGGGUGUUAUGUGUAAUGUGAUUAGUGGCUAUGCCCCACAGGUAGGAUGUGACCUAGAGGUGAAAGAGAAAUUCUGGAAGGAGCUAGAUGAUGUAGUUCUGAGCAUCCCAGACAGAGAGAGAGUCGUAAUUGGUGCAGAUUGUAAUGGACAUGUUGGUGAAGGUAAUAAGGGUGAUGAAGAAGUGAUGGGUAAGUACGGUAUCCAGGAAAGGAACUUGGAGGGACAGAUGGUGGUAGACUUUGCAACAAGGAUGCAAAUGGCUGUAGUGAACACUUUUUUCCAGAAGAGGCACGAACAUAGGGUGACCUACAAGAGCGGAGGUAGAAGCACACAGGUGGAUUACAUCUUGUGCAGACGAUGUAAUCUGAAGGAGGUUACCAACUGUAAGGUAGUGGUAGGGGAGAGUGUGGCUAGACAGCAUAGGAUGGUGGUGUGUAAGAUGACUCUGGUGGUGGGGAGGAAAAUUAGGAAGACAAAGGCAGAGAAGAGAACCAUGUGGUGGAAGCUGAGACAGGACGAGUGUUGUGCAGCUUUUCGGGAAGAGGUGAUACAGGCUCUCGGUGGACGGAAAGAGCUUCCAGAAGACUGGACCACUGCAGCCAAGGUGAUCAGAGAAGCAGGCAGGAGAGUACUUGGUGUAUCUUCUGGCAGGAAAGGAGAGAAGGAGACUUGGUGGUGGAACCUCACAGUACAGGAAAUCAUACAAGGAAAACGGUUAGCUAAGAAGAAGUGGGACACUGAGAGGACCGAGGAGAGGCGAAAGGAAUACAUUGAGAUGCGACACAGGGCAAAGGUAGAGGUGGCAAAGGCAAAACAAGAGGCAUAUGAUGACAUGUAUGGCAGGUUGGACACUAAAGAAGGAGAAAAGGAUCUAUACAGGCUGGCCAGACAGAGGGAUAGAGAUGGGAAGGAUGUGCAGCAGGUUAGGGUGAUUAAGGAUAGAGAUGGAAAUAUGUUGACUGGUGCCAGCAGUGUGCUAGGUAGAUGGAAAGAAUACUUCGAGGAGUUGAUGAAUGAGGAAAAUGAUAGAGAAGGGAGAGUAGAAGAGGCAAGUGUGGUGGACCAGGAAGUGGCAAUGAUUAGUAAGGGGGAAGUUAGAAAGGCAUUAAAGAGAAUGAAAAAUGGAAAGGCAGUUGGUCCUGAUGACAUUCCUGUGGAGGUAUGGAAGCAUCUAGGAGAGGUGGCUGUGGAGUUUUUGACCAGCUUGUUCAAUAGAAUUCUAGUGCGUGAGAAGAUGCCUGAGGAAUGGAGGAAAAGUGUACUGGUGCCCAUUUUUAAGAACAAAGGUGAUGUGCAGAGCUGUGGCAACUAUAGAGGAAUAAAGUUGAUGAGCCACACAAUGAAGUUAUGGGAAAGAGUAGUGGAGGCUAGACUCAGGACAGAAGUGAGUAUUUGCGAGCAACAGUAUGGUUUCAUGCCUAGAAAGAGUACCACAGAUGCAUUAUUUGCCUUGAGGAUGUUGAUGGAAAAGUACAGAGAAGGUCAGAAGGAGCUACAUUGUGUCUUUGUAACUCUAGAGAAAGCCUAUGACAGAGUACCCAGAGAGGAACUGUGGUACUGCAUGCGGAAGUCUGGAGUGGCAGAGAAGUAUGUUAGAAUAAUACAGGACAUGUACGAGGGCAGCAGAACAGCGGUGAGGUGUGCUGUAGGUGUGACAGAAGAAUUUAAGGUGGACGUGGGACUGCAUCAGGGAUCAGCCCUGAGCCCCUUCCUUUUUGCAGUGGUGAUGGAUAGGCUGACAGAUGAGGUUAGACUGGAAUCCCCGUGGACCAUGAUGUUUGCAGAUGACAUUGUGAUCUGCAGUGAAAGCAGGGAGCAGCUGGAGGAACAGUUAGAAAGAUGGAGGCAUGCACUGGAAAGAAGAGGAAUGAAGAUUAGCCGAAGUAAAACAGAAUAUAUGUGCAUGAAUGAGAGGGGUGGUGGGGGAAGAAUGAGGCUACAGGGAGAAGAGAUGGCAAAGGUAGAGGACUUUAAAUACUUGGGGUCAACCGUCCAGGGCAAUGGUGAGUGUGGUCAGGAAGUGAAGAGCGUCAAGUACUUUGGCUGGGCCUAA
This is a messenger RNA of Phyllopteryx taeniolatus (common seadragon), 2414 nucleotides long. RefSeq lists its product as uncharacterized. The transcript has 2 exons. The coding region runs from base 114 to 2414 and encodes 766 amino acids. Lineage: Eukaryota; Metazoa; Chordata; Actinopteri; Syngnathiformes; Syngnathidae. The record is from RefSeq and is a predicted model, not a curated record.